UUUAUAGAUAAAUAUGUUAUGUUGUCGCUAAUUCUACUGCAACAACAAAAGUUUUGAGAUGUUGAAGAAAAAAAAGUUGUUGAGACAGAAUCUGGACUUUGUUCCUCCACAUAUGAGGCCAUCUUUGUAUCAGGCUCAAAGUUCAGGUCACACACAUUUUCAAUGAAACUAUCUGAAACCUGACUGACUGUGUCCAAACUGAGGAGCUUCAGUUUCAGAAUGAACCUCUGGGUUCGUCUCACUCCCUUGAUGCUCCUGCUGGGACUUUUCAGCCUAUGUGCUGUCAGUCAGCCGGCUGAGGACUCGGUACCACCACCACCACCACCACCAUCAGGUCAGAGCUCUAAUGGAUCACAGACACAGGAAGAGGACAGUGAGUGGGGAAUGAACUCCAUCAGAGACAGCUUUGAGGCCGUCAGUGGUUACUUCGACUCCGUGCUGGAGUUCAUGGGCGGACGUGACGGAGUGUGUCAGUACCGCUGUAGACACGGUAAAGCUCCACUUCCUCGGCCUGAAUACCAGAUGCCCGAACCCGACGGAUGUAGCUCCUACUUCUUUGGACUUCCAGUUCCAGAGGGGAUGGAUAUGGGCAUCCCUGCCAUGACCAAGUGCUGCAACCAGCUAGACAUGUGUUACGACACCUGCGGCUCCAACAAAUACCGCUGUGACUCCAAGUUCCGCUGGUGCCUUCACAGCAUCUGCUCUGACCUCAAGAAGAGCCUAGGCUUUGUGUCAAAGGUGGAAGCUUGUGAGACCGUUGCAGACACCUUGUUCAACACAGUCUGGACUCUCGGGUGCAGGCCCUACAUGAACAGCCAGAGGGCAGCAUGCUAUUGUCAGGGUGAGGAAAAAGAUGAACUUUAAAGCAAUUUUUACACUUAAAAGAACAGCAUCAAGUUGGGCAGCCUGCCUUCAGAUGGAGCUCCGAGUGGCAGUUGUUCAAUAGAAACUCGUGUGUGAAUAUUUCAGUAAUUUAUUGUCGAGUUUGCUGCAGGUUUUGUCCUUGCACACUGUGUUUCACUUUGCAUUAAAAUGUUUAUUAGCCAAUCACAACUAAAGUUGUCCAAAAGUAGAUGUUUGUUGUCGCAUCUCUGCAAAAAUGUUGAAAAUACUAUUUACAAGAGAGCUUGUUAUUUCAUAAAGGGGGAUGGAGUGUUAACAAAUGCCACGCUGCAACAUUUUCAGUGUGUUACAGUGUCAACCCAAUGACAAAUAAAUGUUAUUAAGACCCUUGUAA
Molecule: messenger RNA, 1237 nt
Organism: Cynoglossus semilaevis (tongue sole)
Lineage: Eukaryota; Metazoa; Chordata; Actinopteri; Pleuronectiformes; Cynoglossidae
Product: group XIIB secretory phospholipase A2-like protein
Exons: 4
Coding region: 220-864 (214 amino acids)
Biological process (GO): cholesterol homeostasis; phospholipid metabolic process; triglyceride homeostasis
Cellular component (GO): extracellular region
Molecular function (GO): A2-type glycerophospholipase activity; calcium ion binding
Source: RefSeq, a predicted model, not a curated record